AUGGCCAAUAAUACAACAGCAACAAAUACUCCGCAUAGUCCGGAAAAAAGUGAAACUUCAUUGGAAAAUCAAAACUCACAAUGUGAAAAUGCUGAAACGGAUAACAAUCAUCCCUUAGGAAGUAACAGUGGUAGGACAAGAUUACGUCCUGAGGAUAUUUCACCCCAUGAAACGGCCGGCGUUCGUUAUGGCAAGUGCAAAUGGUUCAAUGUUGCAAAGGGUUGGGGAUUUUUAACACCCAAUGAUGGAGGUCAUGAAGUAUUUGUACAUCAGAGCAUUAUCAAAAUGUCUGGCUUUCGUUCGUUGGGAGAACAAGAAGAAGUUGAAUUUGAAUGCCAACUAACGGAACGAGGUCUGGAGGCUACCCGAGUUUCAGGGAUUGAAGGCAGCGACUGUCACGGUAGUACAUUUCGACCACGAAGUAAAAAACGUCAUCGCCGGGUACGCUGCUAUAAUUGUGGUGAAUUUGCCAAUCACAUUGCUUCGAAGUGUCAUCUGGGACCUCAGCCGAAACGAUGUCAUUUGUGCAAACAGGAUGAUCACUUAUUUGCCAAUUGUCCAACCAAGAAGAAUCAAAAUGCAGAUCAAUCAAAUGCUGAGCAUGAUACUGGAAAUAAUAAUGAAGCCAAUGUUGCCAAUGAAAUCGAAACCGAUCAAAGCUAA
Molecule: messenger RNA, 663 nt
Organism: Musca vetustissima
Lineage: Eukaryota; Metazoa; Arthropoda; Insecta; Diptera; Muscidae
Gene: lin-28
Product: protein lin-28 homolog
Exons: 5
Coding region: 1-663 (220 amino acids)
Molecular function (GO): nucleic acid binding; zinc ion binding
Source: RefSeq, a predicted model, not a curated record